UAUAGAUUGCCAUUGAGUGAAUCAUUUCCGGAAAAGAUAUGUCCACCCCCGAUCCGCCUGUGGGGGGCACCCCUAGGCCCGUGCAGUCCCCCGGGCCGGGGCCUUCUCCUGGUGCUAUGCUGGGCCCUAGCCCUGGCCCGUCUCCUGGAUCAGCGCACAGUAUGAUGGGACCAAGCCCUGGGCCUCCUAUUCCUCCCCAAGGGCCUAGUGGAUAUCCUGCAGAGAACAUGCAUCAGAUGCACAAGCCAAUGGAUUCCAUGCAUGAGAAGACCAUGCCGGAAGACCCACGUUAUAACCAGAUGAAAGGGAUGGCAAUGAGGCCAGGUGGACAUUCUGGUAUGGGACCCCCGCCAAGUCCAAUGGAUCAGCACUCUCAAGGUUAUCCUUCUCCACUGGGCAGCUCCGAGCAUGUCCCGAGUCCAGUGCCCUCGAAUGGUCCACCUCCUGGACCUCCACUGCCAUCUAGCUCAGGAGGGGUGACCAUGGAGAACCCAGACCAGCAGCAGCAGCAGCAGCAACACCGCAGUCCAACCCCUUUUAACCAGAAUCAGUUGCAUCAGUUACGAGCACAGAUAAUGGCGUACAAGAUGUUAGCCAGAGGUCAGCCAUUACCUGACCACUUACAGAUGGCUGUGCAAGGCAAGAGGCCCAUGCCAGGCAUGCAGCAACAGAUGUCGACACUACCUCCACCUGCGGCCUCUGGGACUGGCCCAGUAGCUGCCUCGGUACCUGCUCCACCUACCUACAACAGACCUCAUGGAAUGGCUGUUCCUGCCAUGCCACCCCCAGGACCUUCCGGAGCUCCUCCUGGGAUGCCAGGACACCCACCAGGGGCUCCUCCUAAACCCUGGCCUGAAGGUCCCAUGGCCAAUGCCGCAGCUCCAGCCGCUGCACCUCAGAAGUUGAUUCCUCCACAGCCAACUGGCCGGCCUUCACCUGCGCCCCCUGCCGUGCCUCCUGCCGCUUCACCCGUCAUGCCACCCCAGACACAGUCACCAGGUCAGCCAGCCCAGCCUCCUCCAAUGGUCCAGUUUCACUCCAAAGCCAACCGCAUCACCCCUAUCCAGAAACCCCGGGGCCUGGAUCCAGUGGAAGUGUUGCAGGAGAGAGAAUAUAGGCUCCAGGCACGCAUUGCACACAGGAUCCAGGAGCUGGAGAACCUUCCAGGGUCAUUAGCCGGUGACCUUAGGACCAAAGCUACUAUAGAGCUGAAAGCCCUGCGUCUUUUAAACUUUCAGAGACAGCUGCGACAAGAAGUCGUGGUCUGUAUGAGAAGGGACACUGCUCUGGAAACAGCGCUGAAUGCCAAGGCUUACAAACGCAGUAAACGGCAGUCCCUUCGUGAGGCGCGGAUCACAGAGAAACUGGAGAAGCAGCAGAAGAUCGAGCAAGAGCGCAAGAGGCGGCAGAAGCAUCAGGAAUAUCUGAACAGCAUUCUCCAACAUGCUAAGGACUUCAAGGAAUUCCACCGGUCUGUCACAGGGAAGAUCCAGAAACUGACAAAGGCUGUGGCCACGUACCAUGCCAACACCGAAAGAGAGCAGAAGAAGGAGAACGAGAGGAUUGAGAAGGAGAGAAUGCGGAGGCUGAUGGCGGAGGAUGAAGAGGGCUACAGGAAGCUGAUUGAUCAGAAGAAGGACAAACGUUUGGCCUACCUCCUGCAACAAACGGACGAGUAUGUGGCCAACCUAACAGAGCUGGUGAUGCAGCACAAAGCUGCCCAGGUACUGAAGGAGAAGAAGAGAAGGAAAAAGAAAAAGCUUCAAGAGAGUGGAGAAGGCCAACAGCUAGCAAUUGGACCAGAUGGCGAGCCUUUGGAUGAGACUAGCCAGAUGAGCGACCUUCCAGUCAAGGUGAUCCAUGUGGAGAGUGGAAAGAUCUUGACUGGUGUAGAUGCUCCAAAGGCUGGGCAGCUGGAUGCCUGGCUGGAAAUGAAUCCUGGUUACGAAGUUGCUCCAAGAUCAGACAGCGAGGAGAGUGGGUCCGAGGAGGAAGAGGAAGAGGAGGAGGAUCAGUCUUCAGCCUCUAUCACCACCCAGCCAGCGUUGGAAGAAAAGAAAAUCACUGAUCCAGACAGUGAUGAUGUUUCGGAGGUCUUCGCCAGGGUCAUUAUUGAGCAUGCCCGUCAGGAUGUGGAUGACGAGUACAGCAUAUCUCAUGCUGCCCCCACAGGCUCCCAGUCGUACUAUGCCGUGGCACAUGCUGUUAGUGAGAGAAUAGACAAGCAGUCCAGUCUGUUGGUGAAUGGGUUCCUCAAACAGUACCAGGUCAAAGGCCUGGAGUGGCUCGUGUCGCUGUAUAACAACAACCUGAACGGGAUCCUGGCUGAUGAGAUGGGUCUCGGGAAAACUAUACAGACCAUUGCUCUGAUCACAUACCUCAUGGAACACAAGCGCAUCAAUGGGCCGUUCCUCAUCAUAGUGCCACUCUCGACACUCUCCAACUGGGUUUAUGAGUUUGACAAGUGGGGACCAUCUGUGGUGAAAGUAUCAUACAAGGGAUCCCCUGCUGCUCGUCGUGCGUUCGUCCCUAUACUCCGCAGUGGAAAAUUCAAUGUUCUGCUUACUACAUAUGAAUAUAUCAUUAAGGACAAGCACAUCCUGGCCAAAAUCCGUUGGAAGUAUAUGAUUGUAGAUGAAGGUCACCGUAUGAAGAACCAUCACUGCAAGCUAACUCAAGUCCUUAAUACUCACUAUGUGGCUCCUCGUCGUCUGCUUCUCACUGGUACCCCACUACAGAACAAGUUGCCCGAGCUGUGGGCUCUUCUGAACUUCCUGCUGCCAACUAUCUUCAAGAGCUGCAGCACGUUUGAGCAGUGGUUCAACGCUCCGUUUGCAAUGACCGGAGAAAAGGUGGAUUUAAAUGAAGAAGAAACGAUCCUAAUUAUUCGUCGUCUUCACAAAGUCCUCCGUCCCUUCUUGCUUCGAAGGCUUAAGAAAGAAGUGGAAGCUCAGCUGCCAGAAAAGGUUGAGUAUGUCAUUAAAUGCGACAUGUCUGCAUUACAAAGGGUUCUGUACAGACAUAUGCAGGCCAAGGGGGUUCUCCUUACAGAUGGCUCAGAGAAAGAUAAGAAGGGGAAAGGUGGUACGAAGACCCUGAUGAACACUAUCAUGCAGCUUAGGAAGAUCUGCAACCACCCUUACAUGUUCCAGCAUAUAGAGGAAUCCUUUUCCGAACACUUAGGCUUCACAGGAGGCAUUGUGCAGGGGCAGGACCUCUACCGUUCUUCUGGAAAGUUCGAGCUCCUUGACCGCAUCCUUCCCAAAUUGCGAGCCACCAACCACAAAGUUCUGCUCUUCUGUCAGAUGACCACCCUCAUGACCAUCAUGGAAGAUUAUUUUGCUUAUCGCGGAUUUAAAUACCUCAGAUUAGAUGGAACUACUAAAGCAGAAGACCGUGGUAUGUUAUUGAAGACCUUCAAUGAACCUACAUCAGAAUACUUCAUCUUCCUGCUCAGUACUCGUGCUGGGGGCUUAGGCCUCAAUUUGCAGUCUGCCGACACAGUCGUCAUCUUUGACAGUGACUGGAACCCACAUCAGGAUUUGCAGGCCCAAGAUCGAGCUCACCGCAUUGGACAGCAGAAUGAAGUGCGUGUUCUGCGUCUGUGCACAGUGAACAGUGUGGAAGAGAAGAUCCUGGCAGCAGCCAAGUACAAGCUGAAUGUGGAUCAGAAGGUCAUUCAGGCUGGAAUGUUUGAUCAGAAAUCCUCCAGCCAUGAGAGGAAGGCUUUCCUGCAGGCCAUUCUGGAGCAUGAGGAGCAGGAUGAGGUCAGGGACACCCCAUUCCUUCAUACUGCCUUUCUUUCUCCCUUUGCCCCUGAGGAAGAUGAGGUACCUGAUGAUGAGACUGUGAAUCAGAUGAUUGCAAGACAUGAGGAGGAGUUUGAUUUGUUCAUGCGAAUGGAUUUGGACAGGCGGCGAGAGGAAGCCCGUAACCCCAAGCGCAAACCUCGUCUGAUGGAGGAGGAUGAGCUGCCAUCUUGGAUCCUUAAAGAUGAUGCCGAGGUGGAGCGCCUUACCUGUGAAGAGGAGGAAGAGAAGAUGUUUGGUCGGGGUUCCCGUAAUAGGAAGGAGGUGGAUUACAGUGACUCUCUCACAGAGAAACAAUGGCUGAAGGCCAUUGAAGAGGGUACAUUGGAUGAAAUUGAGGAGGAGGUACGUCACAAGAAGACCACCCGCAAGCGGAAGCGAGAUAUAGAUCCCGGAAUGUCAACACCCACCACCAGCACGCGGAACAGAGAGAGAGAUGACGAGGGCAAGAAGAAGAAGAGAGGAAGACCGCCAGCUGAGAAGCUUUCCCCCAACCCUCCAAACCUCACCAAGAAGAUGAAGAAGACUGUGGAUGCAGUCAUCAAGUACAAGGACAGCUCCACAGGACGUCAGCUGAGCGAGGUCUUCAUUCAACUUCCUUCCCGCAAAGAACUGCCUGAGUAUUAUGAACUGAUUCGCAAACCUGUGGACUUCAGAAAGAUCAAGGAAAGGAUCAGGAAUCACAAGUACCGAAGUCUAAAUGACCUGGAAAAAGACGUCAUGCUGCUGUGCCAGAACGCUCAGACCUUCAACCUUGAAGGGUCUUUGAUAUAUGAAGACUCCAUUGUGCUUCAGUCGGUCUUCACCAGUGUGAGGCAGAAGAUCGAGAAGGAGGAGGAUAGUGAAGGAGAUGAAAGUGAAGAAGAGGAGGAAGGAGAGGAGGAAGGCUCCGAAUCUGAGUCUCGGUCUGUUAAAGUGAAGAUUAAGCUGGGUCGUAAGGAGAAAAUGCAGGAACGUAUGAAGGGGCGCAGGCGCACCAGCAGGGGUUGCAGGGCCAAGCCUGUGGUCAGCGAUGAUGACACUGAGGAGGAGCUGGAGGAGGAACGCUCAGGAAGCGGCACUGAAGACGACUGACGCCCACCUGCCAGAACAUUCCUAUGACCGCGCCGACUCAUUCCACUGCGUGCCACCGGAACGCCUAUUCCACCCCCCUCCUUCCCUCCCAGCAUACGCCCUUCUCUUUCUGUAGGACGCUAACGGGUAGCCAGAAAUGUAGUUGACUGUACAAAAUGAAAUUCUUCCAUAUUUAUAUAACUGAGGAGUUCUAGGGACGUACCGCCUGUAGCAUCUUUGGAAAAACAAACAAACAAACAUUAACUAUCUGGCCGAACCACUAGGCCUCUCAGGAUAGGUUCAAAGAAUUAUGACUUUUGAUUAUAUAUAAAUAUAUUUUUUCUUUUCUUUUUAUGGCUGUACUGUUUGAGUUACAGUAUGGAGAUCACUGUAGUGUCAGCCGUGGAUGCAUGCAGGUAGCAAUCCACUCAUUAGUACUGUAUUUUACAAAAGACAGGUCAAACAUAAGCCACGCCCCCUCUCGCUGCACAGGGAGGGGGCGGGCCGUGGUAGUUGUAUGUAUGUGUGUCAGUGUCACUGGAUUUCAAACAGUUAUAAAUUAAAACAAGAUGAAAUACCUCGA
This is a messenger RNA of Nanorana parkeri, 5445 nucleotides long. It is a transcript of the gene SMARCA4, whose product is annotated as SWI/SNF related, matrix associated, actin dependent regulator of chromatin, subfamily a, member 4. Gene Ontology annotation, molecular function: DNA binding; transcription factor binding; ATP-dependent chromatin remodeler activity. Bases 39 to 4883 code for a protein of 1614 amino acids. Lineage: Eukaryota; Metazoa; Chordata; Amphibia; Anura; Dicroglossidae. Gene Ontology annotation, cellular component: nucleus. The transcript is spliced from 34 exons. The record is from RefSeq and is a predicted model, not a curated record. Gene Ontology annotation, biological process: positive regulation of transcription by RNA polymerase II.